AUGUUUAAUUUCUUUCUUUCCUUCCUUCCUUCCUUCCUUCCUUCCUUCCUUCUUUCUUUCUUUCUUUCUUUCUUUCUUUCUUUCUUUCUUUUGCAUGUUUUCUUUUCCCCUCCUUUUUCUUCUUUCUUUCUUUCUUUAUAUAUUUCUUUCUUUCUUUCUUUCUCUUUGUUUCAAGUUUCUUCCUUUUCUUUUCUAUUUCAUUAUUUUUUCCUUUCCUUCUGUAGUAAGUUGCUUAUUCGUUCUUUCUUUAUUUCUUUCUUUCUUUCUUUCUCUUUGUUUCAAGUUUCUUCCUUUUCUUUUCUAUUUCAUUAUUUUUUCCUUUCCUUCUGUAGUAAGUUGCUUAUUCGUUCUUUCUUUCUUUCUUUCUUUCUUUUUUUUCUCUUUGUUUCAAGUUUCUUUUUUUUCUUUUCUAUUUCAUUAUUUUUUUCCCUUCCUUCUUCUGUAGUAAGUUGCUUAUUCGUUCUUUCUUUAUUUUUUCUUUCUUUCUUUUCUUUUUUUCAAACCUUUCUUUUCUAUUUCAUUUUUUUUUUCUUUCCUUUCAAGUUUCUUAUUCGUUUCUUUCUUUCUUUCUUUUCUUUCUUUCUUUCUUAUUUCUUUUAUUUUUUCUUUCUUUUUUUUAAAUGCCUUAAGUUGCUUAUUUCUUUUUUCUUUCUUUCUUUUCUUUCUUUUCUUUCUUUUUUCUUUCUUUUUACAUGUUUUUUUUUUCUUUUUUUCUUCUACUUUUUUUGCUUCUUUCUUUCCCUGCUUUCUUCCUUUCUUUUUCUUUCUUCCAUGUAUCUUUCUUCUUCUAUUUCAUUCUUUCUCUUUUCCUUCUGUAGUAUGUUGCUUAUGCGUCUGUUUGUUUUUCUUUCUUUCUUUCUUUCCUUUUUUUCUUUCUUUCUUUCAUUCUUUCUUUCACCUCAGGUCUUUUACCUUUCUCCUUCUUGUUGCCAAUCUAGUAGUGAAAUGUGA
Acanthosepion pharaonis is the source of this 951-nucleotide messenger RNA. NCBI's taxonomy places the organism in Eukaryota, Metazoa, Mollusca, Cephalopoda, Sepiida, Sepiidae. The record is from the annotation of a GenBank genome assembly.